Molecule: messenger RNA, 1209 nt
Organism: Abrus precatorius (Indian licorice)
Lineage: Eukaryota; Viridiplantae; Streptophyta; Magnoliopsida; Fabales; Fabaceae
Exons: 6
Coding region: 74-1138 (354 amino acids)
Molecular function (GO): sulfotransferase activity
Source: RefSeq, a predicted model, not a curated record
GCUCAGUGGAAGUGGAUAUUCUCUUUUCUUUCCCUUUUUCACUUUUGUUCUUUAAACCAGGGGAAGAAAAAAGAUGAAUGCUUUGAGCUCCCUCUGCAUGUUUCGAUCUUCCUCAUUGUUCUUCACAAAUGACAUUCUGGUUGUAAAGCCUCAGAAGAAAUCACCACUUUUGUUAAGGAUGUCAGUGUUGAUAUUUUCAAUGGUGUGUGGUGUUUUCAUCUGUUCUGUGUGUCUAAAGCAGAUAAGCACCCAUGCUAGAACUAUGCUUCUGGAGUUGCAAGACAUUGAGAAGCCUUCUAGGACUAGAUGGAAUUUGAACGUAACAGAUGUUUCUCACUUACAUUACCCAAAACCCGUGUCUUUUAACAGGAGUGAGUGUGAUGGUAAUCCAGUACAAUUCUUUGCCAUCUUGUCUAAUCAGAGAUCAGGAAGUGGGUGGUUUGAGACCCUUUUGAAUAGCCAUAUUAAUGUGAGCUCUAAUGGGGAGAUAUUUUCAGUUAGAGAAAGGCGAGUAAAUAUUUCUACAAUUGUACAGACUUUGGAUGAAGUUUACAAUUUGGAUUGGUUCAGUAGUGCUUCCAAGAAUGAGUGCUCAGCUGCAAUUGGCUUAAAGUGGAUGCUUAAUCAGGGAUUAAUGGAGCACCCUACGGAAAUAGCAGAUUACUUCAACCGCAGAAGUGUUUCUGUCAUAUUUCUUUUCCGAAGAAACUUAUUACGCAGAUUUGUAUCGAUGCUUGCCAACUCAUAUGACCGCCAAGCUAAGCUGUUGAAUGGAACUCACAAGUCUCAUGUUCAUUCUGCAGAAGAGGCUGAUACUCUGUCAAAGUACAAGCCUACCGUAAAUUCUAAAUCAUUGCUGACUGACUUGAAGGAUAUGGAGACAAGAGCUGCAAAGGCUUUAGAAUACUUCAACUCAACUCGGCAUAUGAUCUUAUACUAUGAGGAUCUUAUAAGAAAUCAUACUACUCUAAAAGACGUGCAAGAGUUUUUAGGAUUGCCACAGAUGGAAUUAACAAGCCGUCAGGUUAAGAUACACAGAGGACCAUUGUCGGACCACAUUAAAAAUUGGGAUGAUGUUAACAAGACACUAAAAGGAACUGUUUAUGAGUGUUUCCUUCAAGCUGAUUAUUCAUCUUAACCUCCUCUAAUUUCUGGAAAGGUGUAAAUAUCAACAACACAGAUUUUGUACCAGGUAAGAAUUUAAAGUUU